UCAGUAUGCGACGUCGCUUGUAACGUACGUAUAUUACAGGGCUGUUUGGGUUCUGUUGUGUCCCUUAGUAGCUUCAAGAAUGGAUAAAAAAUUGGAGACGGAUAACCUGGAAAUGCGUCUUCAGGCGCUGGAGAGUCAUAUAUACGGCGAGAGAAGAAACAAAAGUGGAAAACCCGUUAAGUGUGCUGAGUCUUUGGCCAGGAUUCAGGCAGGUCUGACCAAUACGGCCAACAAGAGAGAACGAGUCAAGAUCCUGCACAAGAAGAUUGAGGACCUGCUGAAGUACCUGGACCCCCAGUUCACCGACCACAUCACUGUACCUGACGCCAUGAAGCUGGAGUUCAUUCUUGCUGAGGAGGACUUCCUGCUUUCUCAGGCUUCUUUGCUGGAGCAGGUCAGCAACUUGCAGCCGUUGCUGGACAGCACCUACAUCAGAGACGUACCCGAACAUGCCACUAAGCUGCAGCGCCUGUCACAGAUUCACAUCAAAGAGCAGGACCAAACUGAGGCUCAGUCCCAGGAAGUGAAGAAACUUUUUGAGGAAUACAACAAAAUGAUGUUCCUGCUGUCCAAGCAGUUCACCCAGUGGGAUGAGACCCUGAGGAAGCUGGAGGAGGCCAAGGGCAUACGGCCUGUGGAGUAGCUACUGUCAACACACGCACUUCUGAAGAGGUGAUGACGAGGAAGACUGCAUUGUGGUGGGAGCUUUAGAUCUUCCAUGAACAUAAGUGAGACCAAAGGAUCACAAAAUUUCACUGCUAAUCAAUUUGAAUUUAAUUGAAUCAGGCGAUAUAACUUUGAUCUCUCAUAUGACUCAUCAGUCGUCCGGGUGGAGCUCACUCCCAUCACAUGCCAUGUAGCUCAGACAGCUCAGAGAUGCUGCUGUUAUUUAUUUUCAGACUUCAGACUGCUCGCAUAUUUACCCUUUACUUGUAACACAUUCCAACUCUGCUUCCCUACUGCAAGCUAGUCAGUCCCAAGACUUGAUUCCGUGUCCUUCACUCAUUCUCACACACACAAACACACACACACACCCCCACACCCUCAUCAAGGCUUUAGAUUUUCUCUCUGGAUUUGUAAAAACUUAAAAUUAGCUUAAUUAUUCUUUCCAAUAUUCUGGUUUUAAAAUGUUAUAUAUGUGUCAUGUGUCAUACAGCAUGACUGCGGUUAAUACAAUAAAUAUUACUUAUGUCUUUGA
Messenger RNA from Siniperca chuatsi (mandarin fish), 1198 nucleotides. It is a transcript of the gene dctn3, whose product is annotated as dynactin 3 (p22). The coding region runs from base 80 to 643 and encodes 187 amino acids. Gene Ontology annotation, biological process: cytoskeleton-dependent cytokinesis. Gene Ontology annotation, cellular component: dynactin complex. NCBI's taxonomy places the organism in Eukaryota, Metazoa, Chordata, Actinopteri, Centrarchiformes, Sinipercidae. The transcript is spliced from 7 exons. The record is from RefSeq and is a predicted model, not a curated record.